Cyprinodon variegatus (sheepshead minnow) is the source of this 2755-nucleotide messenger RNA. RefSeq names its product PR domain zinc finger protein 1-like (gene prdm1c). Gene Ontology annotation, molecular function: DNA-binding transcription repressor activity, RNA polymerase II-specific; RNA polymerase II cis-regulatory region sequence-specific DNA binding; histone deacetylase binding. The transcript has 7 exons. The record is from RefSeq and is a predicted model, not a curated record. Gene Ontology annotation, cellular component: nucleus; cytoplasm. The coding region runs from base 123 to 2468 and encodes 781 amino acids. Lineage: Eukaryota; Metazoa; Chordata; Actinopteri; Cyprinodontiformes; Cyprinodontidae. Gene Ontology annotation, biological process: regulation of transcription by RNA polymerase II; cell fate commitment.
AGUCAGUCACGCUUCAGCCAGUCAGCAGCGUCAGGUACGUUGUGGUUGUGUGAGAGACCUGAGAGAGGAGAGGCGGAGAAGAGAAACUCAACCUCAAGGAAGGAGAACAGACAGCCUGCCAUAUGUGUGGCUCCUCUCAAGGCUUUAAGGCCUCCUCUUCUGAAUGCACCACAGACAUGUUAGCCUCAGAGAGGUCACCGCAGAGCAUAGGAGCCACCACUGUAGCUUUGACAGAUACACAGGAAGAUAUGAGAUUAUGGAGCGAGUCUGAUUUUGAGGAGAAGUGCACUUACAUUGUGAAUGACCAGCUUAUUGAUGAAGAGUCCAAAAGCCAUGGCAAGACAAGAGCUGAGAGAUCCUUACCCAGAAACCUCACCUUGAAACGCAGCCACAACUCUAGAGAGGUGCUUGGGGUGACCAGUAAAGAGUUUAUUCCAAAGGGAAGCCGUUUUGGCCCUUUCGUUGGCAAAAGCUACACCAGUAAAACAUUGCCUAAAGAUGCAGACAGUCGCUACUUCUGGACGGUUUUCUCAGAUGGGCAAAUUCAUCACAUCCUGGAUAGUUUGAAUGAGGAACAAAGCAACUGGAUGCGCUAUGUCAACCCAGCACGAUCAGUAGAGGAGCAGAAUCUAGUUGCCUGCCAGACUGGCCUGAACAUCUUCUUUUACACAAUUAAACCUCUUCAGCCAGGUCAGGAGCUACUGGUCUCGUACAGCCAUGAAUUUGCCCAGCGCUGUUACUAUCCUCAUCUUCAACAAUUAGCUGCUGACAAAAAUGAGCAAAUCCAGGCUCAUGAGAGGACAAAAGGAAAACGAGGACACACUGUUUCUGAGAUUCUCAGAGAUGAACCUCUCAAACCUAAGUCUAUCUGUCUCAGAAACCAGGACUGUCAGGUGUUUCAGACAGGUGUCUCAAUUUUUCCCUCGUGUCCGAGCGUUGUAUAUCCAAUACAGGCCAACUUGGAAUCUGGAUAUAACUACGGAUAUCUCCCUUUGCCACCUUUGGCACCGUAUGGCACUGCUACAGCCAAAAGGCCAGAGAUAAGUAGUCCCUUUCCAACUGGUUUGCAUAUUGCCCUGCAACACACUCAAGAUCCUGGCAAAACUGAACCUCACCAAGGACCAUGUGUGCCGAGUGAGAUUCUCUCCAAUCUUAGACACAGUUCUUACCUAGUGCCACACUACUCACUGGGCCUUCUGCCACAUACAUUACCAUUCUACAGUGAAAGACUAAAACCACACUUGACAAAUUCAUCAGAUUUCAUGCCUUUCAACAGCUAUGCACACUUCCUACAUCCUUCAGGUAGUGGAUCCAAAGACUUAUCACUUGCAUCAUCAAAUUGCAAACAGGAACUCAUUCUUUCACAAAGUAGUGAGCACAAAGGUAACAAUGACCUCUACUCAAAAAAGGCAAACUACCUCAAGAAAACUUCCAGUGACCUCAGUGAUGUCAAACACUCUGCUUGCACAAACGUCUACACAGACCUCAGUGUGUCUAGUAAGGCCAGCUCUUCUCCCGUUGACUUUAAACUCUGUAAAGAAAAUCCUUUUGCACCUCGGGAAUGUUCACCCCCUGUCGGUACUGCUGCCUCCUCAAACUACCUUCCUUCCAGACCUACCUCUGCCAAUCAGGGCAAUACUGAAGAUGCACUGGAUCUUAGACGGCAAAAGAAAGAAGGGUCAAUCAUUGGCUACAAGACCCUUUCUUACCCACUUAAAAGGCAAAAUGGAAAAAUUCGUUAUGAAUGCAACAUCUGUGGAAAGGUCUUCGGGCAGCUGUCCAAUCUCAAGGUUCAUCUAAGAGUUCACAAUGGGGAGCGUCCGUUUAAGUGUCAGACCUGUAACAAGAACUUUACUCAGCUGGCACACUUGCAAAAACAUUACCUAGUUCACACAGGAGAGAAGCCUCAUGAGUGCAAGGUGUGCCAUAAGCGAUUUAGCAGCACUAGCAACCUUAAGACCCACCAACGGUUGCACUCAGGUGAGAGGCCUUACCAGUGCAAGCUCUGCCCAGCCCGAUUUACUCAAUAUAUCCACCUCAAACUUCACAAACGGUUGCACACAGGGGAAGGGACCCACCGAUGUCCUCGCUGCCCCUCUACUUAUCUUCACCACUGCAGCCUACAGGUCCACCUCCAAGGCUUCUGCCCCCUGUCCCCCUCAGCAUCCCGUAGGCUGUCACCUGAGGAGCUACAACGAGUCAACUCUGAGAUAGAGAGGUUCGACAUGAGUGAGGCAGCAGAGCAGCUCGAUGUUAUGGCCACUGACACAGAAACAAACAAAGGGAAUGUCAUUGACCUCAUACAAAAGAUAGAAAAUAACAUCUUAAGCUUCCAGGAUGCUGUCAAAGUGAAGACUGAGCUGAACAUCGGCAACGGAGUGUACCAGUGCUCAGAUGCGCUGUCUCAGUCACAUAGUUUUAUGACCGACAAGCGUGAAGCUGGAGCAAGGAUGCAUUUCAGAGAGUGACCUGCUAUUCCAACCAAAUAAUCAUUAGAACCCAGCUCAGCAGCUGUCUGUUACUGUUUGAAGUAAAGCCUUUUCUAAAUCACACAUUGCCUAUUAAGUCUACAAAGAUUUGAGUGCAUGGCUAGUCUAAACAUUGCCAAAAUGACCAAAUACUUCAGUGAUUUAUUUUCCUUAUGUGUGUAUAAUUUAUUAUUUUACCAAUUUGAAACUAAUAUGUAUCAAAGUGGAUACUUGCUAUAUUUUGUUGAAUAUUUUUAAACAUUUGCAUACAGUAAUAAAUUAUUGCC